This is a messenger RNA of Necator americanus (New World hookworm), 378 nucleotides long. RefSeq lists its product as uncharacterized. NCBI's taxonomy places the organism in Eukaryota, Metazoa, Nematoda, Chromadorea, Rhabditida, Ancylostomatidae. The transcript is spliced from 4 exons. Bases 1 to 378 code for a protein of 125 amino acids. The record is from RefSeq and is a predicted model, not a curated record.
AUGUCGGAUGUGUCGAACUCCUUCUCAGCUUGGGAGACCCUGCCGGAGGACGAACCUCCGCUGUGCAUCGCAGUUCGACGCCCAGUGUCACCUCCACGCCACUAUGAGGCGGACACCAAACAGGACCUAGUACCAACAAAGCUCGCUCCAGGCAGCUUCAUUGGUAACCAAUUAUUCAAUUUUCGCCAUUCAAAUCUCCUGCCUCUUUUCAACGAAGCACUUAAAAAUAUUCAAGAUAUGGCGGAGAAAAACUCAACUAUAAUCUUUCCAUUUCCAAUUGAUUUGCUCAGCUCGUUCCUGCAUCGGCCGUCAGUAAAGCCUGAGAGUUGUUUGCCGUCAACGAUGCUUCCACACUCAUCAAAAACUCAUAAUUGCUAA